Molecule: messenger RNA, 453 nt
Organism: Serpula lacrymans var. lacrymans S7.9
Lineage: Eukaryota; Fungi; Basidiomycota; Agaricomycetes; Boletales; Serpulaceae
Exons: 2
Coding region: 1-453 (150 amino acids)
Source: RefSeq, a predicted model, not a curated record
AUGGCAUUCGACUCUCUCCUCUUCUUCGUCGACGAUGACUCUCCCUCCCUCGCAUACUAUCCACAGACUGACUACUCUCCAGAGCCAGACUACUCUGCUGCCUGGUCUCUCCUCUACUCCCUCUCCGGCUCUGCCUCUGCUCCAGGUCAGAUCGGCAACGGCUCCAGCUACCACAUCACCUCCCUCGACGGCGCCACUCUCCAAAUACAAUGGAACGGCACUGGCAUAGACCUUAUAGGCUCCGUCGCUAACGCUUCAUUACAGCUUUCCCUCGAUGGUCAACUUACUUCCACCCCUGCAAAUUCAACUUCUCUCCCUUCCUUCUCCGGUCUCCAGAACACAAACCACUCCCUCCUCCUCACCGUCACCAACACCACCACAUCCCCAGACUCCUACUUCAUAUUUAACAACGCCCUCGUCCACUACGGAGCUCCUCCCGCAGUUCAAAAGUGA